AUGGAAAUGAGUAAGAGCGGGGGCGAAUCGUCGCUGGGUGCGGGGGCCUCAGCCGACGAUGUGGCAAAGUUUUUGUUUGACUUGUCCGUUCUUUGCCAAUCGACGAACGUGUUGCCAAACCCGAUCACCACUCUGCAACUUCGCCUGGUGGGACCACAAGGCGGGCUCAAUUAUGCGCUAGACCAUUACACGGCCCACGACGCCCCUUACAAGUUCGACCAUCCGCAUGUCCUCGACAACUACCGCUUGGGCCAUAUACGCGCAGAUGGUGCAGCGAUGGGUCUGAACCUGCGCAGCUGUCAAGUCACCGACAAGGUCGAAUUCGAAUCCCGGAUGCACCGCUUCGCGCAAGAGCGCAUGAACAACGCGAAUUCGACGCUGGGCUCGAUUGACAUGCAGCGAGCUAUUGCGCAGUUCAAUGGCGUCCCAACUCUCUCGCCGGCUCUGAAACAAUUGGCUAUCAACAAUCGUGCCGCUGAUGAUCAUGCCACGACCACCUACACCGGCACGGCCUCCCGUCGAAGCGUCGACAAGGACUCUUCCGGCAGCACGGACUCGAAGCCGAAGCAACGAAAUCGCCGGACUCUGCGCGCUAAA
Mesorhabditis spiculigera is the source of this 597-nucleotide messenger RNA. The record is from the annotation of a GenBank genome assembly. Lineage: Eukaryota; Metazoa; Nematoda; Chromadorea; Rhabditida; Rhabditidae.